GCUCCAUCCAGCCAACACCGCCACAGUGGGAUGGGACUGGACGCUGCUGAAAUACAUCAUGGAGGACCAGCUCCACCAGGCUCAUACCAUCUCCAUCUGCCCUCAGGAGAAGCCCCCUGGCCGGCUCCUCUUCCUGCAGUACGUGGUGCAGACCCUGGAGGAUGACUUCCAGCAGAACCUCAGGUUGCGCCUGCUGCAGAAGUCAAUUGCCAAGAAAGUGCUUUCAUGUGACACGUGCUUCAACAAUGUCAAGGAGGUGGUCGAAUGGUUGGUUGCAGCAGUUACAGGAGUCGGGUUCUCUCAGCCCCAGGAGCAGCCACAAGAAAUUACAUCCUCUUCAGCAGAAGCAAAGGCCGAACACAGCUCAUCUGCACCACGGCUGGCCAGCACUGACCAGGCAGAGAUGGCUCCACCAGCUUUCUUUGCCCAGAAGGUGAUGCUCCUCCUCCAGCGGAUGUUGUCCAUCGCAGUGGAAGUGGACAAAUCUCCAAACUGCAGCUCCUAUAAGAUCGCAGAUGUGAUAUUCCCGUUUAUACUGAAUAUUCCCUUGAGGAGCCAAAGGGAAGCUUUCUUAAACACCAUGGAGAGCCAGCUCCUGCGCUGCAAACUGCUGGAGCUGUUGUUCCAGCAUAGUUGCGACGUGCCCACGACCUUGCCCUUGUCUUUGUCCAAGAUCCUGUACUUCCUGAGCCACUCCUCUGUGCUGCUGCAAUACCAGGAUGAAACAGCAACAUGGCAAAGAUGGGAUGAGAUGCUGCAGUACUUGAGUUUGCUGCUGCUGAGUUACCAAAAUGUAAUGCUGGAGCACUUACGGAGCUCACUCAACGACCGGAUGGACUUGAUUGUUCAGAAAGCCAAGCCCAAGCUCCAGGAUGGUGAUGACAUCAGCUACCUGGAAAUUCAACUGAAGAUAGAGGACUUCAUCAGCCAAAUGGAGCAGGUCCUGGGGCAGCCUUUUCCCGUGCAGAUCACGGAGAAACUAUGCAUGCUUCGGGAGUUGUUCCUCAUUGUCACUGCUGCUUGA
Molecule: messenger RNA, 1024 nt
Organism: Balearica regulorum gibbericeps (East African grey crowned-crane)
Lineage: Eukaryota; Metazoa; Chordata; Aves; Gruiformes; Gruidae
Source: RefSeq, a predicted model, not a curated record